UUUAUAUUUCUCCCUUCCUGCACAGAAACCCUUUUACUUUCAUCUGCCUCCCAAUCCAGUGGGUCCCUUUAGCAAGAAGCUCUUGCUUGAUUGUACUCAUAAGGAAUCUGAUUUGCACCAAUAACACACACAAAAAAAAUCACUCUUUUACUGCAGAAGAAAUACUUUAUCCCAAAGUCAUAAUUUUCCCUUUUUUGCCCCCUUCAAUAAAUCCACACAGACGACGGUGGAAAAAAAAAGAGAGGCAAAUUUGUUCUCUGGGCAGUGAUUCACUAACUUUGCUGGAAAAAAAAAGCCGGGGAAAGCGAGCAACACACAUUGGCAGAUUUAGGACUUUUUCAGCGUCUGUUCCAUGUGUUUAGACCAUUAAGUGGAUGGGGCAAGAAAAAGGGAUGGAACUGCACUGCAACUGCUGCCUUGUCUAUCUGUCCUUAUGUAUCCUGUCAUGUAAGAUCAGCACAGGUUAUAUUUUCUCCUCCCAAUGGGAUGAAGAAUCAGAGGUUGUAUUUCCAUCACUCUGGGGCUCACACGAAUCAAGACAAGAAGGGAGAAACAUUGUGGUAUUAGGAACUCAUGAGGUCUACAGAAACCAUAGCAAUGAAAAACGUCCUUCACCAAAUAAUCAGGCUGCUGUUAGUUCAAGGGAGGUACGUUCUGUAUCGUCUCUGUCAUCUACUCCAACAUACAGUCAAUACCAACUGGAUCAAGAAGAAGAGCAAUACGAUGAACAUGCAUCUCAUGAGUCUUAUCACUUUUCACCAUUUCCUUGGUAUUCUGGUACAAAGAACCUAAAUACAUCUCCUUCCAGUAUGUCUUCAUCUAUUUCAGCCCCCUCUUUGGGCAAUUCUAACAGUUCCUCAAAGCAAGCUGUAGAAAGUAGUGGAAAAUUAAGAGUAAAGAUAUCUGCCUUUGGAAAGGAUCUGUAUCUCUUAUUGAAGAAAGAUAGCCGUUUUCUGUCACCAGGAUUUGUAAUUGAAGAGAGAAGGAGGGGCAGAAGGGAACCACUGAAUACUGAAGAUACAGAUAGAGAUUGUUACUACAGUGGCACGGUUCUCCGCAAUCGUGGCUCCUUUGCUUCCUUCAGCACAUGUGGUGGACUGAUGGGCUUUAUACAAAUAAAUGAAGAUUUCAUAUACGUUGAACCUAUAAAUCGGACCAUUACAGAAGGAGGCCACGCUCAUCGAGUUUAUAGGAGGAAAAGAACUGCAGAAGAAAAAGCAACAGAAAAUAAGACUACUCAUUACUCAUAUUGUGGAGUUACUGCUAAGAAAAGAGCAAAAAAUUAUAGAGCAGCUGGAACUGGAAGAGGAAAGAGAUACUCAUACAAACAAAGCCAAGAAUACAACAUAGAGACUGUGGUAGUGGCUGACCCAGCCAUGGUCUCCUAUCACGGCUCUGAGGCAACAAGAAAAUUCAUUCUCACCAUCCUAAACAUGGUAUACAACCUUUUUCAGCACAAAAGUCUUGGAGUACAUAUGAAUCUUCGGGUUACAAAAUUGGUUCUACUUCAUGAAACACCUGCAGAUAUGUACAUAGGACACCAUGGAGAGAAAAUGCUGGAAAGCUUUUGUAAAUGGCAGCUUGAUGAAUUUGGAAAGAAGAACGAUGUACAUAUGGAGAUGUCAACAAGUUGGGGAGAAGAAUAUUCAGCAGUAGAUGCUGCGGUCCUUAUAACAAGGACGGAUUUCUGUGUCCAUAAAGAUGAACCAUGUGAUACAGUUGGCAUUGCAUAUCUGAAUGGAAUGUGCAGCGAAAAAAGAAAAUGCAUCAUCGCAGAAGAUAAUGGGCUAAACCUUGCAUUUACUAUUGCUCAUGAGAUGGGUCACAACAUGGGUAUUAACCAUGACAAUGACCACCCAUCCUGCGCAGAUGGCCUUCACAUCAUGUCAGGAGAAUGGAUCAAGGGCCAGAAUCUUGGCGAUGUUUCAUGGUCCAGAUGCAGCCGGGAAGACCUUGAAAAAUUCCUUAGGUCAAAAGCCAGUAACUGUUUGCUACAGACACAUCCCCAAAGCAUCAGUUCUGUGAUUAUUCCCUCCAAGCUGCCAGGCAUGACGUACACAGCAGACGAACAAUGUCAGAUUCUGUUUGGACCCACAGCUUCUUUUUGUCAAGAAAUGCAGCAUGUUAUUUGUACAGGACUGUGGUGUAAGCUGGAUGGUGAGACAGAGUGUAGAACAAGGCUGGAUCCCCCUAUGGAUGGCACAGAAUGUGGAACAGAAAAGUGGUGUAGGGUUGGAGAAUGCACCAGCAUGACCUCAUCUUCCGAACACCUGUCUGGGGAGUGGAGUGCGUGGAGUUCCUGCAGCAGAACAUGUGACAUUGGAGUUCGCAGUAGACAACGUAAAUGUCUUAGUCAAGGCACUGAAGGGCGACAGUGUAAUGAUCCCAAAAUUCAAUACAAAAUAUGUGAGAACCCAAGAUGUCCCCCUGGGGUGCCAGAGUUCAGAGACUCACAAUGCCAGACCUUCAGCUUACGUUCUUCCUACCCUAAGCAUAAACAUCGGUGGCAUGCAGUCAUUAAUGAAGAUAAACCCUGUGCACUUUUCUGUUCUGCUCUGGGAAAGGAUCAGCCUGUUAUGGUGGCAGAAAAAACACUAGAUGGAACUUCCUGUGGACAAAAUGGACUGGACAUGUGCUCAAAUGGUAGAUGCCAGAAAGUUGGCUGUGAUGGAGUAUUGGGUUCCCUGUCCAGGGAGGAUCACUGUGGCGUAUGCAAUGGCAAUGGCAAAUCCUGCAGAGUUAUUAAAGGUGACUUCAAUCACACAAGAGGAGCUGGUUAUGUGGAGGCACUAGUGAUUCCAGCUGGUGCUAGGAGAAUUAAAGUUGUGGAAGAAACACCAGCACAUAGUUAUCUGGCUUUAAGGGACACUGGAAAACAAUCUAUUAAUGAUGACUGGAAGAUUGAAGAGCCUGGAACCUUUCAUAUGGCUGGGACCACUGUUAAUUAUAUUCGGAGAGGACUCUGGGAGAAGAUUUCCGCAAAAGGACCAACAACAUCUCCCCUACAUCUACUGGUGCUGCUAUUUCAUGACCAGAAUUAUGGUCUCCAUUAUGAAUAUACAAUACCACUGGACCCAAUUCCAGAGAACCGGAGUGCAAAAGUGAACGAACCUUUGUAUAUGUGGACACACUCGGGUUGGGAGGACUGUGAUGCUGUGUGUGGAGGAGGUGAGAGGAAGACAACCGUUUCUUGUACAAAAAUUCAGAAUAAAAAUAUAACGUUUGUGGGCAACAACCAAUGUAAGGACCUGAUGAAGCCAGAACCUCAGAUAAGAAAGUGCAAUGAGCAACCUUGUCAAACAAGGUGGAUGAUGACCGACUGGACUCCAUGUUCCAAGACAUGUGGUAAAGGAACUCAAAGCCGUCAGACUGCAUGCACCCAGCAGCUGAGAAAUGGCACACUGAUCACAGUGCGGGAGAGAGACUGCCAUGGAUAUAAACCGCCAUCAUCCCAGCGCUGUGAGGGCCAGGACUGUAUGACAGUGUGGGAGGCCGGAGUGUGGUCUGAGUGCUCCUUGAAAUGCGGCAAAGGUGUGCGCCAUCGGACUGUGAGGUGCACAAACCCACGUAAGAAGUGCUUAAUAUCCACAAGACCACGGGAAAUGGAAGACUGUGAAGAUUAUUCCAAGUGCUACAUAUGGAGGACGGGAGAUUGGUCUAAGUGUUCCGUGACUUGUGGAAAAGGCAUGCAAUCAAGAGUAAUUCAAUGCAUGCACAAAAUUACUGGAAGACAUGGAAAUGAAUGUUUUUCAUCUGAAAAACCAGCAGCAUAUAGACCGUGUCAUCUACAGGCCUGUAAUGAAAGAAUAAAUGUUAACACAAUAACUUCACCCCGCCUUGCUGCUCUAACCUUCAAGUGUCUUCAGGAUCAGUGGCCAGUAUACUGUAAAGUCAUACGAGAGAAAAACCUCUGCCAAGACAUGAGAUGGUACCAGCGUUGCUGUGAAACAUGUAGGGACUUCUAUGCUCAGAAGAUGCAACAUAGGAGUUGACCUUCACUGACGCUCAACCUCAUACCUUAAAAAACGCACAUACGUUUCCAACAUAUUACAACCAAAAUUCUUCCAGAUUCAUAUAAUUUAAUCAAUUUUAUUUAUUUUUUUCUUCAUUUCCCGCAUCACAGUUGCCUCACACAUGACUUCUUUUUUGUUGUUGAUUAUAUUACAGUAAGGAACAUCUUUCUGCUUUUAUAUAAAUUAAUUAUGUCAUUGGCUAUGUGCUUUGUGCCUAUUUUUAGGCUACAUUGAUAUGUACAAGCAAGCACAAUUAGGGGGUUAGUGGCAAAGAGCUAGUACAGGCACAAGUCUCCUUUUGCACUUGUGCCCGCUUCUGUAAACACCUACAGCUGGCAUAAAUGGUGUCCAAUGGUCUGAUUAAAUUAUGACCCCCUCUCAGAUUUGCUUAUUACGCUUUCGGACUAUCCACCUGACUCCUGAAUGCCAGUGUUCUCUUGCAUCCUGCACGAGUAGGGAAGCCUCCAGGAUCCUGCCUACUCCCUUACUAAAAUCCGGGGGCCUCAUUAAAUGGUUUGCAUUGCAUCAAAGCAUUUUGGCUCCACCCCCAACGUACAAUGCUGCAAAUCACUUAUUUCUACAGGAUGGUACUGGGCACAAUGAUGUGAUCCCAGUGCAAUGCCCUAGUACCUCCCUACUGGAUGCCCACUCUAGCAUUCUACUGGGCUCUACAUUUUAAAAGUAGAAAAGUGGGACCUAUAUGCUGCAAAUGUUCCAAAUGUGUAUAAGCCUUACCUACUUAGGUUCUUUGGUCCACUAUGCUUAUUACAGCAAUUAAAUUUUUCAAUGUUUUCUUCACGCACAUUUUGUUACUAAACAACCAGGAUAAGUAAGGGCACAACUGUGAUGUGUUUUAUUAAUAUCUUUCAUAAUUUCAUUUGAAUUGCUUAACAGUGCUUUUAUACUGUAUGCAAUUUAUCCUGACAGAAAUUCAGAGUGCAGAUCUCCUGUGAUGCAGGGGGAUAGCCUAGUAUGUUUGGUUACAGAGAGUAUAUGAUGGGCAUGCUUCCAAGUCCCAUCAUAUCCCUCUUUUAGCUCCUUUUAUUAUCGGAGGAAACCACAUGACAUUUAUUAGCAGAUUUACACUGACCCACCCUGAUCACCCAAAAUCUCAGUAUGUUCCCAAACUCAGUCCUAGGGCUAAAUUAAAUAAUCCCUGUUAAUUUAAUCGGGAUGAAAAAAGGUGGUAGCCUCGGGCUUUACAGCCCUUUUGCCUCACCCGUAAAAUGAACCUGUAAUUGGGUGUUAACACAUAGAAUCCGGGAUAAGUUCCUGAACCUGUGUGUUAACCACUUGCCUGGCAGGGUCGCAUCAGAUGCGACCACACCAGGCAGUGUUUUAUCUGACAUGGUCGCACAGGAUGCGACCAGUCAAAUAAACAGUGUUAGCAGCGGCAGGGAAGGAAAACUCCCCCUCGCUGCUGCAGCCUCCCUGCACCCUUCACUCAGUGUUGCUGUGCUGCCGGUCAUUGCUGAUAGGGCAGCACGGCUGGAUCCUCUUCCCCAGCGGCUGCAGACAAUAGCAGCCGCUGGUAAGUGUAAAUAAUCGCCCCCAAGCCCCCACCCCCCCUUCCUGUGUAUCUGGCAGCUGUCCGGGCUCUAAAAAAUAAAGUUGCAAUGGUCGCGAUGUUACCGAUGUUCCGGUGGUCGCAAUGUUCUUGAUGUUUCGAUGUUUGAAGAAAAAAAUCUUUUUUUUAACUAAAAUCAUUUUGGAUAGGGUUAAAUUCAUGUUCUUCACCUAAUUCACUCAUUAAAAAAAAAGACAAUUUCUGAGCGUUUUUUUGGGGGGGAGGAAUCAUCAGUUAAGUGGUUAAUACUGUGUUUGCACCCGAUAACAGGCUAUCUAUAGCAUUUAUUUUUUUUCAAGUCUGCUCAGUCUCAAAAAGAUGAAAAGAUUUCCCCUUUAAGGGCAGACUGCAGGCUGCCUUCAAGGCUAAUUGAAUAGCCCCAUGGGAUUAAUGAGCCCAUGGUAAAUUACCACUGCUAAUUGAAUCCCCCUCUAAGUAAGCUCAGUGACAUGACAGGCUCGCUAUGGUGUUUUGUGCACUCUCAUUGCCUGAAUUUCACUUCCCCGACUGCUUUAAUAAAAAGUAACAACGCAAGGAAGAUUUUACAUUGGAUAACCAGUGCAGUUUAGCAGAAAUAUGUUUCCCGACAUUUUAGGAUGUACUCAGCUGAUAAUAAUAAGCUUUUAUGGAUCAUUUAAACCAUCACAAAAUGUGCUUUGACAAACAUCUAUUUCUACAGCUACACAAAAGGUAUCUCCAUGUAGAUAUAACAGAGGCAUUAUUUUAAACAGAUUAUGAAGCCAUGUUGGUUAUUUCAGUAAUUUUAUGUCUGCGUGGAGUCCACACAUUACUGUACCUACAAAUAUAAAGUAUACAUGUUUUGAAUAUUCUGUUAUAUUGUAUUACAAUUUUGAGAGAACAGAUGAAUAUAUAGUGUCUGCUUCAGAGUUCAGAGCAAAAACAGGAGUAACUUUGCACCUUGACAAAACCAUGUUGCGCUGCAGCUGGGGAAGAUUUAAAGUGAGCAGAGAGAUUUAGAUUUGGGAGGGGUGAGUCCUAACUUAACUCUUUGCAGUGCAAAAAUAAAGCUGUGCAUUAUUUGUGGACUACUGAACAUGCAAAAACAGCCAGUAUUUACCAUGCAGGCAAAAAAAUAAUAUACACUCCUAGCACUGCAACAUGUUUUUUUCCUGGCACAAUGUUACAAAUUUUUUGCUUUGCUCCAUAACAGCCCUAUAAUUGCUAAUGUUGAAGGAAAUGUCCAAGAAAAUAUGUUUUCACUGCUCUCCUCCAAUGCAAUGGUUGUAGUUGUGUGCCAUGGACAAUCGCCAUUUAUAUUCACUCUGGAGGUUGAAUGGAUUCUUACCUGUGCCUUAGCUUCCAUAAUUAGGAAAGUUUAUAGUACAGUGAUGGAAAAACAAUGAGUAAGCUUCCUGUGAUGGCAAGGGAAGGGGGACCUUCAGGAUCAGCAGUGUGUAAGUCAUCGAACUCCAGUGGUUCUACUCUUGGAAAAGAGUCAGUAUUUACUUUUAUACCCCACUUAUUAUCAAGUAACCGGUCACCGCCAUCUGUAGCUUUGGAGUUGAUAAUCUUCAGCUUUCUAUUUUACCAUUUCAAUUAAGUGAAUUAGAAUUGACCAAGUCUGAUAGUCUAUAACUGAAUUGGAUGAGUUUAGGCCACUUGUUGACAUGGGGAAGAUCUAGAAUUGAAAUGGUAAAAUAGAUUGUCUCACAAUAUUCACUAAAUUAGAUUACAUUCAUAAUUACUUUAUUCUGCCCUAUACAAUGAAGUUAACCACAACCAAAUGUACAAUUUGUGGUAACCGGUUACCUGUCUGUAAAUUGGAUAAGUAGAAUUUCUGGACAAAUGGUAAUGAAUCAGAGAUGCCUACUGUAUUAUUGUAUUCAGUGGGGUUUUUUUUUCUUUUCCAUGGGAUCAUUUCAAUUGGUUUAAGUGGUGAGAUUUAUUUUAAUUUUGUAAUCUCUUCUCAGUAGCAGUAGAAGAGCCCUGGCCAGUCUUAUCGCUGCACUAGCUCAUUCUGAUACUAAAUAAUUAUACCAAAGAGCUAACACAGUAUAAUAUCUGCACUGAGUACUGUAGUUUUCGAAGACUGGGGUGGCAGAAAAAUCUGGUCUCGUUAUAUGGUGCUAUGCCAGAAAAUAGAAGUUCUUCUUGUUUUCUGGUUUUAUCUUUGAAGCUACAAUAAAUGUCUGAAAAGAGGUAUAUGUUAUAUCCUUGUGUGAUCUAAGUAUGUUCUUAUGUUGUCCUGUUGGCAUUCGCUUCUAGCUUAAGCUUUAAUACUGUAUGUAAGAAUUCCACCUUUUUCCAUAAAAGACAUCUUUUUGAAUUUAAAAUUCUUAGAUCUGUCAAGGGAAUAUCACCUAAAUUAUGUCCUUGUUGCUGAAAGGAAUAUAGUGUUAGCAACAGUAGUACAAAAUAUUAAUAAAUUAACUCAUGUAACUGGUCUACAUAACACAAGCUGGGUCUCUAGGUGUGUGGCCAUUUUAGCAAAAUAAUCAGUAAGUCAGAUAAAUUGUUCUUCAUUAGUGAUUGAUAGAUUAGUAAUUUGUUCUCAUGUAAUUUGCCAUGUAAUAACCAAAAAUCUAUAUAACAUAUAUAUUACUGUGGAGUCACUGCAUAAGAUGUUGUAUGUUAUCUUUAGUUAUCCUUCUCUGAUUUGGGAAUUUUCUUUUGGGCAACACAGUUUGGCUGGUCACACACAUGCUGGUCUGGUGAUUUGGUCUUAUUGUGAAAUAACUAGACUUUUGUACAAUAUAUGUAUAUCUUUAGCAUCCAUUGCAACCUAGGCUCCUCCCUAUAGCACAGUAGUCACUGAGCUGCACAGAUUUCCUUAAACUGUUUGACAAACCAAGGUGGGAAGAAAGCAGAAACAGCAUGUUGCCUACGGAUCCACAGGGUCUUUAUCCAGCUCUUAAAGGCAUGAUUAGGGUCACCAUUUUAUUCCUUUAAUAAGGGAAACGCAGUCAUAGAACCAAAGUAAUUGAUAUGUGUCUCUUAUUAACCCCUUUUUUGCCACUUUUUGAGCUGGUCUCAUUUUUACAUCAGUAUUAGUAAUUAUGAGGCACCCACACAGAUUAUACCUUGUUCUUAGUUUUUUUGUUUUUCAGAAAACUUUGAAUUUUCAGAAACGAGAAAUAGUAUAUUGUAUUUUCCUUGUACUCUUCUCAAAAGGGAAAGACAAUCCCCCAAAAUUGACAAAAAGUGUGUUUUUAUUAGAGAUUUGCAGGUUCGGAUUUACCCAGAUUUACUCGGAUCUCAAAUCCCAGAGUCUUUUACCACCAGGGUGGCGGAGACAGAGCACUUUUAAUGCUCUCUACCUUAUUUUCUGGUUUUAAAAAAGUCCUGAAAUAUUUGCCCUGGAAUAUGCAUUUAAUGACACCAUCAUGGGUACAAGAUGAUGACUUCAUAUAAAUCCCCACCCCCCAGGUCCAAGCUAUAAAAUGUGAAGGUGAGGACUUUUAGGUCAUUUUACCAACCACAAUUGAACCUCAGGCAGUGUAUAGGGUAAGUCCCACUUGCCCUUAGCAGCGAAGAGUUUAAAGGGAUGAGUUGGCAACUCUAAUGAUGGUGCGGUCAUUGGCUAGUCACAUGUUCUAUCCUGCCAAUCACAUCUUUAAAAAUUAGACUAAAAUAAAAAUGACAGUAAUUUUUUAGCAUUAGGGUACUAUGGGCCCGUAAGUAAAGCAAAAAAACUAAGCAACUGAGCAAAAACCAGGUUGCACUGCAGGUGUAGUUGUAAAAAGUGAGAGAGCGUUACAGUUGAGUGAGGAGUGUUCAAACUGAAAUCUAAAUUGCAGUAUAAAAAUAAAGCUGUCUAACAUUUGUGGACUACAUGCAAAAGCAGACAGUAUUUACCCUGCACAGAAAAAUGUAAAUGUUUUUGUUCCCCUUGCAUUGCAACAUUGUUUGUUCCAGACACAAAGGGGCAGAUGUAUUAAGCCUGGAGAUAUGAUAAAGCAGUGA
This is a messenger RNA of Pseudophryne corroboree (corroboree frog), 9504 nucleotides long. It is a transcript of the gene ADAMTS19, whose product is annotated as ADAM metallopeptidase with thrombospondin type 1 motif 19. The record is from RefSeq and is a predicted model, not a curated record. Lineage: Eukaryota; Metazoa; Chordata; Amphibia; Anura; Myobatrachidae. The coding region runs from base 375 to 3992 and encodes 1205 amino acids. Gene Ontology annotation, cellular component: extracellular matrix. The transcript has 23 exons. Gene Ontology annotation, biological process: proteolysis; extracellular matrix organization. Gene Ontology annotation, molecular function: metalloendopeptidase activity.